ACUCAAACAAAUGACAGGAGCUGUCUCGACAGCCAUCUUUGUUAUUCUCACUCUCCAGGGAGGCGUAUCAUCGCAAAAAGAAAUCCGGUUUCUUUGUGAUUGAAUAGUUAAGCUGGUGUUGAGAAUCGCCGCGCUAGGUACAGCUGGUUUCUGCGGUUCGGUAGCACCUUUUCCACGAUGUUGUCGGUCGACCGAAUUCCUGACCAAGUCGGUUAUCUCGUCAUGACAGAGGAUGGCGCUGUAGUAUCUUCUGGUGGAGAACUGGAGAAUGGGGAACGGAUUGCUAACGUCGUCGCAGGGCUCAUUUCCUUGUGUGACAAGGUCGAUUCAACAGCAUUCCCUGGAGACAAAGGAUUCAAGAAAAUAACCGUGAACUAUGAAGAUCAUGCAUACGUCAUUUGCCUGUCCAACAAGAAGGUUUACGUUGUGAAGAGGAAGACAAGUCCACAGCCACCUAUGGAAACAGAUCUAUCAUCAAACAUAAGUUGAUGCGCUGUAAACUAAAUCUCAAACAUAUUGAAGGGAUGGACGAACUGAAAUGUAUCUGUGAUUAUGUAUCAUAUAAUAUUUUUGUAUGCCAGUUCAGUUUACAGAAACUUAUUGACAGUAUAUAGAAUUGUUAAUGUUUGCAGGAAUAGUAGAGUUUUAACCUAUAUCCUAUAAAUUUUAAAGUGAUUCCCUUACAAACACUAUAUUCAUCAAAUCAUUUUAUUGUACCAUGAAGGUUUCUUUGUUUUAAGUUUUGUCUUGGUUAAUUUGUAAUUUCUUCCAUUGUACGAAAUAAAUAGUACAAGUUAAAUGAGAAA
Molecule: messenger RNA, 806 nt
Organism: Thrips palmi
Lineage: Eukaryota; Metazoa; Arthropoda; Insecta; Thysanoptera; Thripidae
Gene: Lamtor4
Product: ragulator complex protein LAMTOR4 homolog
Exons: 4
Coding region: 178-489 (103 amino acids)
Biological process (GO): cellular response to amino acid stimulus; positive regulation of TOR signaling
Cellular component (GO): lysosome; Ragulator complex
Molecular function (GO): guanyl-nucleotide exchange factor activity
Source: RefSeq, a predicted model, not a curated record